Ostrinia furnacalis (Asian corn borer) is the source of this 956-nucleotide messenger RNA. RefSeq lists its product as uncharacterized. Lineage: Eukaryota; Metazoa; Arthropoda; Insecta; Lepidoptera; Crambidae. The transcript is spliced from 2 exons. The record is from RefSeq and is a predicted model, not a curated record. Bases 129 to 872 code for a protein of 247 amino acids.
CUCGAUUCCUGUCUCGAACAAGUAAACUUAAAAAAAGUAAAGUGUCAAUGUCAAAGCGGCUGGUUGGCUAACCAAACAAAAUAUUGUAAAAUAUUUUUUGUUAAUUUUAUUAAUAAAUUAAAAUAAACAUGCGGUGGAGUGAAGCAGUAACUUUAGAAUUCGUUAAAAUCUAUUUGAAACAUGAAUGUCUGUGGAAUCCUGCUCAUCCAGGUUACAAAAUGAAGGCACAAAGGGAAAAAUCUUACUUUAGCAUUAUUACUGAAUUCAAAGAUUCCACAUCGAAGACUUUAACAGUGCCAGAAGUUAAAAUGAAGAUAAAAAACUUGAGGACAACGUAUGUUCAACAAGUGCACAAAAUUCUGCAGAAAUCCAACCCGGAUUCCAUGUAUGAACCUUCUUUGGUGUGGUUCCAUGAAAUGGAUAAGUGUCUGAAACAUGUGCCCAAUCACCGACAUCCAACCGCUUACAACACCGUUCCAGAAGCUCCUGAAGUCGAUUCCUCGACUCAAAUUUGGGUAGACCAUGAAAUGCAAAAUGGUAACAUGGAAGAAACAAACCCUGAUCCCUUAGUCCCCCAAAUGGAAGAGGAGUACACUGCCAAGUCACCACCCCCAUUAAGGGUGAAAAAGGAAAAGCAUUCCCCCAUCUACAAGAAAAACAAAAAGAAAAAAUUCAAACAUAAAGCUGCAAUUCAAGACUACUCCACAGAUUCCAAUUCAGAAAUUGUUGGAAAAGAAGAUGAAUUUGAUAUUUAUGGGAAAUACAUUGCAUCCCAGCUGAGGAAAAUGGAUCUCUACAAAGCAUUGCGGCUUCAGCUUGAGAUACAAAACUUGGUCAGUGAAGCCAGGAUCUCUGACAUUACUAGUGAUUAAAUUGAGUUAUAGAUAGAUAUAAGAUACUGAUAGUGCAAUUUUAACUCCAUUUUAAUUAGUAAACCAAAGAUUGAAUACCUUGGG